AUGACAGAGAAGGUCAAUUGCACCGAAAAACAGUUUGAGCAACAACUUCAUUUGAUCAUCAAAGCUGUUCGUCUAGUUCAGUUGGAGUUAAUAGAAACCCCAGUUGAGAGUUUUUCAUGGAAAGUCGGUAACGACAUUAUUCAAAUAGAUGGCCGUCCUAUUUCGAUAGAAGGGAACACACAAAUCACGGAAAUAGAGAACGGCAGUCUUGUCUCGAUAUUGUCGAAUGGGUUCUGGGACACUGUUGUGAUCAAAAUUGAGAAUGGCGAGAUUCACACAGAGGAAGCUGGGAAGGGUGGAGCGCCGAUAUUAAUAUAUCCCGACUCUGUAGUGUAUUAUGAAGAGAAUGGAGUUAUCAAUUGUUCGUAUGUCCUAGCGAUGAACAGAGAAAUCACACUCUUCCCAACCGUGAAGUACACCAAAUCCGACAAAAUGAUAGAAAUACAAGAGCUUGCAAUUGCCGUCUUCAUCAAAAAGUUAGAAGACAAGUUAAAAGAGGCGGUCGACAAGAUCAAAGUGUUAAAAGGGAUGAUAGAGACCAAUGUAGACAAACUCAUCGAGAAGGAGUUCACUGACAUCAUUUUAACCUUCGAAGAUGCCAUUACUCUGUUACCCAAUAGGAACUUUGAGAACAAAUUACUGACUCCCGAGUAUGUCGUUGAGUUCUUCUUAAGAGGAAUAGAGUCCGUGCAAUAUUACCAACGAUCUAUUUGA
Entamoeba invadens IP1 is the source of this 714-nucleotide messenger RNA. RefSeq lists its product as hypothetical. Bases 1 to 714 code for a protein of 237 amino acids. The transcript has a single exon. The record is from RefSeq and is a predicted model, not a curated record. NCBI's taxonomy places the organism in Eukaryota, Evosea, Mastigamoebida, Endamoebidae.